Mangifera indica (mango) is the source of this 1441-nucleotide messenger RNA. RefSeq names its product putative pectinesterase 63. Bases 157 to 1299 code for a protein of 380 amino acids. Gene Ontology annotation, molecular function: pectinesterase activity; peptidase activity. The record is from RefSeq and is a predicted model, not a curated record. NCBI's taxonomy places the organism in Eukaryota, Viridiplantae, Streptophyta, Magnoliopsida, Sapindales, Anacardiaceae. Gene Ontology annotation, biological process: proteolysis; cell wall modification. The transcript is spliced from 5 exons.
CCCAGUUUAGUGUAAACAGCUUGGUUUGUAACUUAGCAGCAAAGUUCUCUCUUACGAGCAAUAUAUAUAAAUAUAUAUGAUUAUUUGCUUCUUCACUUGCGCGUUCACUUAACAAUUUCUUUAAUUCUUGCUUACGAUCAAUAUAUACAUAUCACAAUGCAUUCUUCUAUUCUUGCUGCUAUUCUUCUCCUUUGUCUCCUAAGUUUUACUGUUGAAAGUCGAAAACUCCACCGCACAGAUAAUGAAUCUAGCACCAAUGGCACCCAAGGAGUAGUUCUGAUCGCUGGAUGGCAUGGUUACGAAAAGUAUAGACAUCAGGCUGAUGUUCGCCAUGCAUACCAAAUUCCGAAGAGCAGAGGAUUAAAGGAUGAAGCUUUGUCUGCAACAGAAGCUGAUUUUAAAGUUAUAACCGUCAUGAAAGACGGGAGUGGCAAUUUUACAACAGUGACUGAUGCAUUAAACGGCAUCCCAAUGUCAAAUGCAAAUAGAGUAAUUAUUAAAAUAGGUGGAGGUUUGUAUUGGGAGAAAAUCACCAUUGAUAGGUCAAAGAAAAAUAUAACAUUUUAUGGGGACCCAAAUGACAUGCCGAAAAUAAGUUUCAAUGGGACAGCUGCUGACUAUAACGGCACCCUUAAUAGUGCUACAGUAGCAGUAGAGAGUGAUUAUUUUAUGGCUGUGAAUAUUGAAUUUGUGAAUUCAGCUCCAAUGCCGGAUGGAAAAAGAGAGGGUGCACAAGCAGUUGCCAUGAGAAUAUCGGGAGAUAAAGCAACCUUCUACAAUUGCAAAUUUAUAGGCUAUCAGGAUACAUUAUGUGAUGAUAAAGGCAAACAUUUAUUCAAGGACUGCUAUAUCUCUGGCACGGUUGAUUUCAUUUUUGGAAAUGGCCAAUCCAUGUAUUUGAACACUACUUUAAGAUCAGUUUCAAAUAAAACUGGAGUCAUCACAGCACAAGCUAGAAGUAACGAGAAUGAAAAAAGUGGAUUUGUUUUUGUUUAUUGCAAUGUAACCGGCACUAAUGAAACUGAACUUGGUCGCCCGUGGAAAGAGAAAGCUAGGGUGAUUUUCGCUCACACAUAUAUGGAUACUGUUGUUAACAAGGAAGGAUGGUCUGACGGCAUGAAGGCGGGCGAACACAAGUCUCCUUAUUUUGGAGAAUACAAGUGUUGGGGACCUGGAGCUAAUUUAACUGGCCGAGCCAAAUUCGUAAAAAAUCUAACUGAUGAAGAAGCACGUCCCUUUUUGAGCAUGGCGUUCAUUGAUGGAGACAAUUGGAUUGUUCCACCUCCUAUGGUGCCCUAAACCAAAUAAUCAGUAAAAUCAUCACUAAUGUAUCGAUGAUUGUAAUAAUUAUUUGACAAAAUUUUAAGUGCCCUAAAACUUUUGUAUAACAGUAGAUUUGUUUUUGAGUGACAAGAAACUUGCAUAGCUAUAAAUUUGCUCA